AUGAUCAAGUGGUUUUACACGAUAGUUUGCGUCUCGACUUUCUCGGCUCCUCUCGCACGUGCGGCCUGCAACGUGUGUUCCACGGGAUGCCCGAAAACUGCCACACUAGCUCACUCGAUUAGAAGCUACGAGUCGUACAGCCUUUCAUGUCAAGACUCGACUGCUACGCCUCAAGUGUCGUCCAUCAGUGUCACAUCGAGUAGCGAAAACGACAAAUUUACUGUAACGGUUUUGGAUCAACAAGGAUACGACGACUUCAAAGGCAGCAAGGGCUCCUACUCUUUCUAUCCCGAUUUGUCUAGCGGUGGAGUGUUUGAUACGAAGACCGAAUCCACGUGCUACCACAAAAGUGUCACGAGUGUGUUUCCUGCUGGGACCAAAGUGUAUGUCGUCAUCGGAUGCAACAAUGAGAAGUCCGAUUGCAACCUCGUUUACAACGUCGAUACUGCUUGUUUACCUCCUGGCCCUUGCAGUGGGGUAUCUUGUGGAACUCAUGGCUCUUGUUACUUGGGUCUGUGCGUUUGCGACGACGGCUACUCUGGAAGCAACUGUCAGACAUUUGACAAAUGCUACAGUGUCUCUUGUGGAUCUAAUGGCGCGUGUCGCGACGGAGUGUGUGUCUGCAAUCCGGGAUACACCGGGAAUGCUUGCCAGACGAUUGAUAAAUGUUAUGGCGUUUCGUGUGGUUCUCACGGGACUUGCAGUAAUGGAGAGUGCGUUUGUGAUUCGGGAUACAUCGGAAUCGAGUGCCAAACUCCAUACACAUGCAAUAUACUCACUUGUUUGGUUGGCACUUGUAGUAGCAAAGGAGAGUGUGUUUGUAAGGCUGGAUUUAUCGGAUUACGAUGCGACAGUAUUGAUCUAUGUUAUAACAUCUCCUGUGGUUCUAGUGGCACCUGUAGAGACGGACUGUGCGUUUGUGAUCCGGGAUACACUGGCGCAUUUUGCGAUUUUGUAGAUGCAUGCUACGGCGUCUCGUGCGGUUCCAAUGGCACGUGCAGUUUCGGAAUCUGCUUUUGUGAUGAGGGAUACACUGGCGACCGAUGUCAAACAUUCGAUCGAUGUCAGAACAUUUUCUGUGUUGUUCACAGUCGAUGCAGUGACGGAGUCUGCGUUUGUGACGAUGGUUUCCAUGGUUACGCAUGUGAUGUACUAACAAGCGAUGUUGUCUCUAUCAGCUCAACCUCGACUUCCAACACCAAAGUUAUCAUCAUCGCUUGCUCGUCUGCAGGAGUGGGAUGUGUUAUCAUUCUGAGCUUUCUUGGAUGUGCUCUUUUCAUGCUCAAACGGCGACAGUCUGUAAGGCAAUUGCAACUAUCCCAAGCGCAGCAUUCUCUUAUGACAAACGAGGAAACGUCGCAGACUCCGCUGACGAAUUAUACCGAGUUUGGACUCCAACAGCCUCUGUCCAAGGUGCCAUCUCAGUAACCCAAUCAGUAUAUCGCAUACGUUACAUGCACUGAGAAGCUACUGCAGUUUUGUGUCUUGUUAACUGUUGCUCUGUACUCAAAAUUGCGUUUAGUUAUUGUUUGAUUUGGCACUGCAUAGUCUAACGCUGACUGUCACGUUAUUAGUUCAACUUUUGCUGAGCUGAAAUGUCUUGCAUUGUAUUAGUUUAAUUGUAUGCUUGUGCUGCAUACUUCUGUAUCCGCUUACAGCUAUGAUGCAUCAUUUAUUCGAGCACAAAGCAAAUUUCAAA
Messenger RNA from Corticium candelabrum, 1699 nucleotides. RefSeq names its product tenascin-X-like. The transcript has a single exon. The record is from RefSeq and is a predicted model, not a curated record. Lineage: Eukaryota; Metazoa; Porifera; Homoscleromorpha; Homosclerophorida; Plakinidae. Gene Ontology annotation, biological process: motor neuron axon guidance. The coding region runs from base 1 to 1428 and encodes 475 amino acids.